AUGACCAAUUCCACUUCGACUCGCGACGUCAAACCCACAUCUACCGCCGAGUUCACCGACAUCCUCCACACCGCCAAAUACUAUGUCGAUGCUCUCCGUACUGGCGACGUUGAGUUCAGUCGCAAGGGCUUCCACAGGGACGCCACAAUGUCCGGCUAUCUCGGCCCCGAGUUCUCAACAGGUCCGAUCCGGAAUCUGUUCGACCUGAUGCGCGAAAAGGGGGGGACCCCCGAGUUGACCUAUCACCUCACGGUGCUUGCAACCACGCCAACUACCGCGAUUGUCGAAGUGGACUCUGAGCUCGAGACGGAGGGGUUCAGGGAUCAUUUGAGUCUAGUCAAGGUUGAUGGCAGGUGGCAGAUUGUUAGCAAGAUCUUUCAUAUAUAUGAGGCCAAGGCUUAG
Molecule: messenger RNA, 402 nt
Organism: Aspergillus lentulus
Lineage: Eukaryota; Fungi; Ascomycota; Eurotiomycetes; Eurotiales; Aspergillaceae
Product: nuclear transport factor 2 family protein
Source: RefSeq, a predicted model, not a curated record